AUGAAUUCGUUACGUUUAUCAGAUUAUUUUCUUUUCAUCAUUAUUUUAGUGAUCAAAUGUGAGAAAAUCCAUAAAACAGAGACCAACGUCAUAGAUGGGACAAAAAUUGAUCCAAACAACAAGGACGUCAAAGAUGGGACAAAAAUUGAUCCAAACAACAAGGACGUCAAAGCUGAGUUUAAUACCACUGAACAAACUACAAAUACUGAAGAUCCAAAUGCAGAGAAUACCAACUCCGGUUUCGGAAGAAUAAUGCUCUAUAUCCUAGCUGGGUUAUUCAUUUUGGCUAUAUUGGCCGCUAUUGUGGGUUGUAUUGUAUUACGUUAA
Messenger RNA from Schistosoma bovis, 327 nucleotides. Lineage: Eukaryota; Metazoa; Platyhelminthes; Trematoda; Strigeidida; Schistosomatidae. The record is from the annotation of a GenBank genome assembly.